Molecule: messenger RNA, 456 nt
Organism: Clunio marinus
Lineage: Eukaryota; Metazoa; Arthropoda; Insecta; Diptera; Chironomidae
Source: the annotation of a GenBank genome assembly
AUGAAAAUCGUUGCAUUUUCAAGAGGAGAAGUAAGGAUGUUGAUGUUACAAGCUCUGAUAAUUAUGAUUUCAUUGCAUUUGUCUAUGGCAUGCGAUGGACAUAAACUUGUUAUCAAAAAUCUUCGAAGUUGUGAAGGGAGUUCUGAACAAAUCAUAAAUCCUUUAAAUAUAUCCUUUGAUGUGAAUUCGAAAUGUGAAAUAAGAUCAAAUUCCUGUUCACAAGUUAAACCUUACAAUUCGUCGAAGCUGAAAGUCACAUCAUUCGAAGGAAAUAUGCAACUUUCUGAUUUUGAAGCUGAUUUGUGCAGCAAGAAGUCUAUUCCUGAUAACUUUAAAGUUACGAUGAAUUCUAACGAGAAUAUCAAUAAAGUUAUCGAUGAUUUCAAGAUGUUUAUCUUAAUGUUGAUGAUAAUUAGCAAAUUUCAUGAAUCAUUCACUAUUAGCAAAGUUGGUUAA